Neoarius graeffei (lesser salmon catfish) is the source of this 3800-nucleotide messenger RNA. RefSeq names its product chromobox homolog 4 (Pc class homolog, Drosophila) (gene cbx4). The record is from RefSeq and is a predicted model, not a curated record. Lineage: Eukaryota; Metazoa; Chordata; Actinopteri; Siluriformes; Ariidae. Bases 461 to 2047 code for a protein of 528 amino acids. The transcript is spliced from 5 exons. Gene Ontology annotation, biological process: negative regulation of DNA-templated transcription.
CUAUGCUGAUAGUCUUUCUGUUAAUUAGGUCUGCGGACAUGCAUUUGCAAGCAGUGAAGUGUGUGCAUGGACUAAUCGUAGCAGAAAUGAAGCAGCAGCAGAAAGAUAUUUAGUCAUGCAGUUGUGCGCAGCAGCUCGGCUUUCUGCACUCGUGGGGUUUCAGUUGAACCUCCCUCCUCCUGGCUCUGACGUCACGUGCCUGCCUGCCUGCCUGGCUAUUGCGCGAACUAUUUUCUGUAGCAACAGCAGUGAGUGUAUUUCAGCCGCUUACUGCUAACGAGCACCGAAAUACGAGCAAGGGUCAGAGAGAGAGAGAGGGAGAGAGAGGGAGGGAGGGUUAGCGAAAGAAUUCAUCUGAACCAGAGUGGCUGUAAAACUAAGCAAAAAUAAACAAUUAAAAAAAAUUACUGCUAAAGCAUCAAAAGGGGGAAAAAAUCGCGCUCUCGCUUUGGAGCGAGAAAUGGAUCUACCUGCCGUCGGAGAGCAUGUCUUCGCGGUGGAGGGCAUCGAAAAGAAGCGCAUACGGAAGGGAAGAACCGAAUAUCUGGUGAAGUGGAGAGGAUGGUCACCGAGAUACAACACAUGGGAACCGGAGGAGAACAUCCUGGACCCGCGCCUUCUCGUCGCCUUCCAAAACAGAGAGCGACAAGAGCAGCAAUUGGGAUAUCGCAAAAGAGGACCUAAACCCAAACAUCUUCUGAUCCAGUUACCUGCGUUUGCACGGAGGUCCAGCAUCCUUGCUGAUCUUCAGGAGACAUCACUGGAUGAGGAGAACCAGUUCAAAGUGGAUUCACUUCAGAUGCAUCGAUCACAACCUCAGCAUUACCAGCUCAAUAGCAAAAAACAUCACCAGUACCAGCCCAACAACAAGGAGAUCCCGGCAGAAGCUCACAUCAAUGGCAAGAAGAAGCACUUCUAUCAGCUAAACAGCAAGAAACACCACCAUUACCAACCAGACCCUAAGAUGUAUGACCAGCAAACCACAAAGCCGAAAGAGGUUAAAGGGCAUGACCCAUCUAUUAAAGGAUGGAACCUCCCUCCGGCCUUGCAACAGAAAUGGGUGCGUGACAAGGACACUGGUAGCUUGAAUAAAGUGAAAGAUCUAUCCAUGGAGCAUAAGCAACUGCUUAUUCCUGCUAACAAAGAAGACCAAACGGUAAAGGCAACCUCGAAGGAGCCCCUGCUUUCCAGUGGUAUCAGUAGUAAGAUGAAGAUCAUCAGGAACAAAAACAAAAAUGGGCGAAUUGUCAUUGUCAUGAGCAAGUACAUGGAUAAUGGGGUCCAGGCUUCCAAAGUGAAAAACAGGGAUUCUCCAGGAACAGAGAAACCAAAACAAGCUGAGGAGUCUAUAAAUGGCAAUGCAACCAGUCUUUUAAAAGUGACAGCAGGGCAGGAGAAUGGUGCUCCUACUCAUUCGGGAGACAGUACAUGUGUUACCAGUGAAGUUGUUCCCAAAGUGCCCCACAAAAAGUUUGAGCUCUCAAAAGCAAAACUGAACACUGAGGCAGGUCACAGAACAGAACAAGAGGUGCAUAAGAUCAGUUCAUCACACAAUCACUCUCUUCAACUGUCCAACAAACCUAAUUCUUCACCCGUAUUAGUGGGGGAAGACACGCUAUCGCAAAAAGACUCCACCAAUCACCAUCUCAACCAUCGUAAACGGAACCUGUCAGAAACUAACAAGGCUGCGAGUGAUUGUAAGAAGUUCCUCAGUUCCAGAAGUAUCAGCGCUCCCGAUCCAGUCAUCAUUUCCCCUCAGAGGGAACCUAUAGACCUGCACUGUUCCGGCCAAAUCACCAGUGGGGGCUACAACUACAAUGUUACCGACACCAUUCCUGAUGAACCAAUCGACUUAAGCUGUGGGAGGACUAGGCUACAUGCAGAAGCUCCCACAGAGUCCCACGUCCCAAUGGACAACACACCUGAAAUUUCAGAAAAGUCAGAAGAACCAGUCAGCUAUUUUAAGCCAUUUUCAGGUAACAUCAUCAUUACGGAUGUCACCACAAACUGUCUGACUGUGACCUUUAAGGAAUAUGUCUCCAUUUAACAGCCUGCAAUCCUUCAAUUUGAUACACUGAGGACUGCCGAUACUUAUAUAGAUUUGUAGAUAUGUAAUUCUUAUAAGAAUUCUGUACAUACUGUAUGUACCUGAGAUUUGUUAUGUAUAGAAAGGAUUUUUUUUUUUUUUUCAGUGUAGGGUUUUUUUUUUUAUUUCAUUUGGAGUAUGUUAAGGCCUGUAUAUGCACAGAUAAAAAAAAGGAGUGUUUUGAAUGUUUAAAGACAGGUACAGUCUCUACUCUGAAGAAGAACUCAAUCUGGGAGGACAUGCUGAGCUUAAGAAGUUGUUAAAGCAUCACUGAACAAGCACUUACUUACUUUCCAGACCUUGCACACUAAAUGGAAAUAGCCGUUACAUAGACACGUGUGCUUCGUUUUGAGCACUAUUUGAACCUUCUCUUUUUUAAGAUUGUACUUCCUUGCAAACACAGUGCAAACACAUGGUUUUACAAUAUUACCUUUUUCUUGCUAACAAGUCUGUGCCAUUUUAGACAGUUCGAGCUGAGCUUAUUCUAAUGUCAGAUGGAUAUUCAGGGUGUUUUGCAGAGCUUUUUUAUACAUAUUUUACUGAAAGUCACCCUUGCAUUGUUGCAUAGUUGAUUCUGUUGUGAAAGAGACAGGUCUUUGCUGUAUACAAUGUUGAAAUAGUCUCAAUCAGACAUGCCAAUUUGAUCGUUUGGUUAUCUUUACCUACACAUUAAAUGAGUAAGCUGCACUUUGCCAUCAGUUAAGGUGAUUUGAAGAAGGCCUGGAUGACGCCGACCAACAGGGUAGAGCCUCCCUUUUCUAGCGUGGUCAAAAAAUGUCAUGCUGAUUAACUUGUAAACCAUCACAUGUGGUUUUUUUUUCUUUUUGUAUGUGUGUGUGUGUGUGUGUGUGUGUGUGUGUGUGUGUGUGUGUGUGUGUGUGUGUGUGUGUGAGAGAGAGUGAGAGAAAGAGCAGUCUAUAGAAACAUUUUCUGAGAGUCUGCAUAUUACUUCAUAUUUAACUGCUGAAAUGGUUCUUAUUUUUAUGUCAUGCUUUUUCGUAACUGUUUAUAUUUUUGGUGUGACAUACUAAUAACAGUGUAUGACCAAACAAUUUAUUUUAGACAAUUUGUAACCCUGUAGCACAUAAUAUUGUAAAACUGCUGCUAAUGUGUAUUAUAUAGUUGUUAUGGGGAAAAUGCAGAAUAUGGUGUAGUCAACAUUAGAGUCUAAAUUUGCCUUAAAUGAACAAAGUAAUAAUAAUAAUAAUAAUAGUGUAUCAAUUAUUUACAAAGCUUAUUGUAGUGAAACAAUCAUAGUCAAUACCAUAUCCAGACAGUAAAUGUAUGAGGCUUUUUGAGUGGACCUGACUUUACACUCGUGACUAUACUUACAACAGACCACGGAACUGACAAAUCUGUCGGUCUAGACGUGAUCAUUAGGUUUGGCUUGAUUACUGGAAGCACAACAAAUGCAGCAAUGCCAAAAACAAGACCAUGAAUUAUUUGAUCAUCAGUGAUAUUUUAGAAAGUUGGAUAGGUUCGUUCCAAGACAGGUGUUUGAUUUAUUGCUUCAUUUAGCAGUUUAGUUUUGCAGAUCUUCAACUAUGUGCCUGCAAUCAUUGCCAGUAUGACAAAAGAUGAAGUCUCCUAUUUACAUGUAUCAAAAAUGUUGUUCAUUUCGGAAACUGCCCUCCGACAAACAAAAUACUGUUGCAAUUAUUUUAAAAAAUUAACAAAACCCAACUUUAAUAAAUCACGUCAUGACAUUUCCAAA